This is a messenger RNA of Dothidotthia symphoricarpi CBS 119687, 1986 nucleotides long. Its product is annotated as amidase. The transcript is spliced from 7 exons. The record is from RefSeq and is a predicted model, not a curated record. The coding region runs from base 81 to 1688 and encodes 535 amino acids. NCBI's taxonomy places the organism in Eukaryota, Fungi, Ascomycota, Dothideomycetes, Pleosporales, Dothidotthiaceae.
CCCCUGAACUACAACAUUUGUGGAAAAUCUCUUGUUGUGUCUUGUUGUCUUUGGGUGGUGCUGUUGAACUUCAAGUCGUCAUGUCUGAACAGAACUGGGAGAAGAUUGCCGCGUCCAAGCGCGCAGCGCUCGCGGAACAGAUUCCGACCGAGUAUCGCGUACCAAAAGACCUCCUACCACCAGACUCUCAGCUUGACGUUACACCGUGGCCCAAGGAAUCGAAUUGGUUCGCGCCAAAAGAGUUGGAGAUUACGGAUAGUACUGCAUCGCGGAUCCUUGAGCAAGUCGCGUCGAAAACAUGGAGCUCGGAGGAGGUGACGCGAGCGUUCUGCAAGCGCGCUGCUGCAGCCCAGCAACUGACCAACUGUUUGAGUGACACUUUUUUCGACGAAGCCAUAGAGACAGCCAAAUCUCUAGACGAUCACCUGCAACGGACUGGGAAGGUUAUUGGACCGUUGCACGGUCUACCAGUAUCCCUGAAAGAUAACUUCAACGUAGCUGGUAAAGAUAGUACAGUAGGCUUUACAUCGUUAGCCAACAAGCCAGCCGAAUAUAAUGCAACAUUGGUGGAUCUGCUAGAGAAGCUGGGCGCCGUGCGGUAUUGCAAAACAAACGUGCCGACUGCGAUGAUGAUUGCCGAAUCAGUGAACAAUUGUUUCGGACGCACGGUGAAUCCACUGAACCGCAAGCUGACGUCAGGCGGUUCCUCGGGUGGUGAAUCAGCUCUGAUCACUUUUGGUGGUAGCCCGUUAGGAGUUGGUACUGACAUCGGUGGAAGCUUGCGCAUUCCAGCAGCAUGUACAGGUAUCUUUACUCUUCGCCCAUCCUUCGGUAGAUUUCCUACUCAGCGAUGCCGCCCCGGUUUAGCAGGACAGGAAGCCGUUCAUAGUGUAAACGGGCCAAUGGGGAAGACCCUUGAAGAUAUUGCGAUGUACUCGAAAGUGAUCGUCGACGCACAGCCAUGGCUUGUUGACCCAAAGAUGCUGCCAAUACCCUGGCGACAAGUAGAACUCAAGACGAAACUGAAGAUUGCUGUCUUAUGGAACGACGGGAUCUGUUUACCCACACCACCAGUGACGAGAGCUUUGAAGGAGACUGUGGAGAAGUUGAAGCAGGCUGGCCACGACAUCGUCCAGUGGGACCCUGAGCACCAUGCUAAAGCCUUGGAACUUUUGGGACGCUUCUUUGUUGCAGACGGCGGAAAGAGUAUCGAGACAUUACUAACGCCAACUGGAGAACCGUACCGCCCGGAAAUGGUGCAGUAUAAAGACGCAAAGGAAUUGGGCGUUCAUGGCUUAUGGCAGCUACAUCUGGAGCGGUCUGAGGUGCAGAGGCAGUACCUCGAGCAGUGGAUGUCGUACGGUGGUCUUGACGCCAUAUUAGCGCCCACGACACCAUACGCAAGUGUGCCACACGAGCACUUCAAAUACGUCGGAUAUACCGGGGUCUACAAUAUCGUCGACUACUCUGCCGUAUCUUUCCCAUGUGGAGUCGUUGUCGACAAAGCCAAGGACAAGCCUGCUGCCGAUUACAAAUCCCAGACCACGUUCUGUCAAGCUACUCGAGAUAGCUAUGACGCUGAGCUCGUACACGGAAUGCCUGUCAGUUUGCAGCUUAUUGCGAACAGACUGGAAGAGGAAAAGGUUCUUGCCAUGACAGCGACCGUGCUCCAAGCCAUCAAUGCUUGACCUGAAGAUCAGCUAUAGUGUAUCAUUGAUGUCGGUAUGGCCUUGAUACUCUAUGUCGUCUGUAAGCUGGAACUGCCGUUGGAAGAGACACGAAUUGAGACUGCCAAAGCUCGAAAAGCUAGUGUUGCCGAGGAAGGGGCAAUUGCAGCACACGUGGUGCAAACAAACGUACCGAACUCCAACUUAUCUAUCUUUGCUACGACGCCAAAUUCAUACGUCCCUCGUCGCCUAUCCUUUUUAUCUCACCUCUUUUGCGACCAGCUUCCCCUACCUUGAGAUCUGUGUGCUAUUUGCACAU